CGUGCAGGUGCAACAAAUGCAUGGCAUUCAGAAUGCGUGAACGAACAUAUUUUUACUGCUAAAAAACUGCGAUCAACAAUUUAUUAAGUGACAGGAAUUUCAAGAGGAAAGCAGCAGAAAUACUUCUCGUGCUAAGUUGUCACAGAGUAGAGGAAAAACAAAAGUAAACAAUUACUUGAAGAAGAAUCUACUCUUUCUCGCGCAGGAUUCCAGGUGUUUGCCCGCCCCACCCCUGCCUCCCGCUCCGCAUGGUCAUGACCAGGCGUCGGCACGGCUCAGGUGCUCAGAUCCUGCUGCUUAUCCUGCUCGGUAUCACUCAACGGCUCACUGCUGCUGCCCAUGUGGCUGGGGAGAGACACAGCGACAGGGAGAGAGAUGUGGCAGGGAUCGCUGACCUCUCCCAGAUGCAGUCCGAGUUGGGGGACAGGCAGGCAGGGAACGGCCUGGGCCAAACCCCCCGGGAGGAGCAGCUCCUCCCAGAUGUGAAUCCUGGUGCCCUAGCAGCAGCUCUGCUGGAGGUCCUCACUCAUCCAGAGGGGAAGAAGGGAGGCAGCGAGGAUGAGCAGGGGGAUCUGCUGGAGGGUGAGGGGGAUGACGGGGGUCAUGAGGAGCUGGAGGUGGCUGUGGUGGCAGCCGCUGAAGCGAGGGAAGAGGAGGAGAGGAGGAAGAGGAGGGUGGAAGAAGGAGGGGUGACAGAAGAGGUGAAAGGUCAAACCGGCAGUCAGACAGCACCUGUGGGGAAGGGGACACUUGUGGAGGAGGAGGAGAACGAUGACGAGAGCCAGGGGGAGGAGAAAGAGGGGGCGCAGAAGCUGCAGGCUGCCCUGGAGGAGCUGGAGAGCUUGGCUGCUGCUGCAGAGAGGGGUCGGGAGAUGGUGCUUCAGCGUCAGGCUCGGGGUUACUUCCCAAACAUAGACCUGGGGCUCCAGGACAAUGAGAUCCUGCCCCCGCUCAAGGGGUACAAACUGUACAACCAGCAGCUGGCCCAGGCAGGAAAGAAGCUGAAGUGGGAGGAGGACAGGAGGAAGAAUCGUCUGCAGUACAACGGCAUGGACGACUUUGAGGAGGACGGUGCUGAUGGCGCCGAGGAGGAGGAGGUCCUGACCCGUGAGGAGGAGGAGGCCAGGGCGAGGGCGGAGCAGGAGGAGAUCAGGAGACAGGUAGCGGAGGCGCAGAGGGCAAAGGCGGAGGAAGAGAAGCUGGCAGACAUUGCCUCUGACAUGCUGCUGCAGUACAUGGUGAAGAAGCAGGGGGCAGCGUACGGGGACAGCAAGAGGAAGGGCAACUUGGGGGGCAAUGCGGCCGAGGACAAGCGCUCGGACGAAGAGGACGACGAUGACGAUGACAUUGACCCCCAGACCAUCGACAAACUGAUCGAGAUUUCCAGCAAGCUGCACCUCCCUGCUGAUGAUGUGGUGGACAUCAUCAGCGAUGUAGAGGAGAAAAAGAAAAAGAAAGACUCGCCCGAAAAAUUCCCUCGUUACCGCCCUCUCAUGCCCCCCCCGGCCUUCACCCCGGUCACCCGUUACCCCCCACCUAAACAGUCACCCCCUUUCUAUGGCUCUUCCAGGAAAUGGUACAAGGACAAAUUCAAGGUGAAGUCCAGCAAGCAGAAGUACUGGUCCAAGCCACACAAGCAGGUCCUGGCCUACCCCUCAUACCCCUUUUACCAGAAGCCCUACCGCGCCUAUUAUCCAGUUUACUUCCCCUCAACCAAGCCCAAACCCAGAUACUAUGCCAAGUCAGCGCUCUCCCUCGACGACCUGCUGGGGAACUCCAUGGAUUAUGACUUUCAGCCCCCAAAGCGCAGGUACCGAAACCGCAAGAGGCCAUCUCGCCCCCGAAACCCUUACAUCUCCAAUUACAUCCUGCCCCACCCCCGGACUUACCAGGCCUUGCCCAUGCUAAAGCCCCGCUUGCCCCCCCGCCAUCGCCAGACAUUCUACUACCCCUCGGCCGCCAUGGUGUCCAGAGAUGAUGACUAUUACAACAGACUGGACGAGCAGGACAGCGACGAGGAGCUGGAGAAUUUCAUCGAGAAGGUCUAUCUGAAACGCAGAAUGUACAAGUGAAGAAAAAAAAAAAACGACAAAAAAAGAAAACCAGGAGGGACAUUGAAGAACAAAGAGAGGAAGGGAAGGAAGGAGGGAGACAGAGACAAAGACACAACUGUGGAAAGAUUGCGUUGCUGACUUUUUUUGUCCACUCUGUUGUUUUGUACUGAGAAGUGGGAGCUGUGAGAAACCCUCCCCUUUCCUGUUGUGUUUCUCUUGUGAUCUCCAUUUUGGUUUGGCUGGCGGGCACGCCAUAUGUGCCUGCGGCCUCACUGCCGCGUCAUUCAGGUCUAUCCACUCUUGCACGUGCUGAGUUUUGGUUUUACAAGGGGUCAAUCGCAAGAGACCAGUUUACACCAUUUAGCUGUUUAUUGUGUGUAAGAAGAUCUCUCCCCGUACUCGCACCCGUGUGCACGCCACACGACAAAAGAGUCAAAAACUCUUUCAGCAUUAAUCCUGAUUGGCACAGAGGUGAGUAUUCAUGAUGCAAGCACUAGUAUGGCUUCAACAGAGAAAACAAGUGUGAAAAGACAAUAAAAUACAUAUCUACACAUGCAGUCCUUUAUUUAUGUACUAUGUAUUACCAAUGCCUCUGUGACCUCAGACUAUUUCUGUCCCUUUCUUUUUCCUUUAUCAUGUGUUUGUUGAGAACAAUGCUCAGUUAUGUACAGGGAUAGUUUGUAUCUGUAGUCAUAUUAAGAAAAAAAGAUAUUAUUUUUUUGAAUUUAAUGUAAUUUAUUGUAUUUUCUGAAAGCGGUGCAAAAUACAUUCAUACAUUCCAAAUGUUUCUGAGAAACCAA
Megalops cyprinoides (Indo-Pacific tarpon) is the source of this 2854-nucleotide messenger RNA. RefSeq names its product neurosecretory protein VGF. The coding region runs from base 249 to 2072 and encodes 607 amino acids. The record is from RefSeq and is a predicted model, not a curated record. The transcript has 2 exons. NCBI's taxonomy places the organism in Eukaryota, Metazoa, Chordata, Actinopteri, Elopiformes, Megalopidae. Gene Ontology annotation, molecular function: neuropeptide hormone activity.